This is a messenger RNA of Gadus chalcogrammus (walleye pollock), 1456 nucleotides long. RefSeq names its product stonustoxin subunit beta-like. The coding region runs from base 17 to 994 and encodes 325 amino acids. Lineage: Eukaryota; Metazoa; Chordata; Actinopteri; Gadiformes; Gadidae. Gene Ontology annotation, molecular function: protein binding. The transcript has 3 exons. The record is from RefSeq and is a predicted model, not a curated record.
GCAACCGCAACAAGGAAUGGCCUCUGCUACAUUCUGGUCUGAGGAGGACUUCUCCUGUUCCAUCUGUCUGGAUGUGUUCAACAGCCCAGUUUUCACUCCAUGUGGACACAACUUCUGCAGAACCUGUAUAGCAGCGUGCUGGGAUGUCCGAGGUCAGUGCAGAUGCCCUUUUUGCAACGAGCUGUUCCACACAAGACCUGAUUUACGGGUGAAUACCUUGAUAUCGGAGAUGGUUGAUCGGUUCAGAAGUUCUUUACGAGGCGAAACGCAGCCUUGUGUUGAACCAGACCUUCGGAUCCCUGAAGGAUCCUCCAACCACCAGGGACAGGUCGACGGUGGAGGUCCGUCCUCCGUCAUACGUAGGGACCUUGUGGAGAGCCCUGGAACAGCUGAGAGGCGGAACACGGAGACGAAGAGGCUGGCUGAACUGAGAUCAGCUCCAAACGAGUAUACCUGUGAACUCACAAUGGACCCGAACACGACCCACAGAGACCUCUCUCUGUCUGAGGACAACAGGAAGGUGAUUGUGUUUGGAGAGGACCAGUCGUAUCCGGAUCACCCAGAGAGAUUUGACUCCCAUUACCAGGUGCUGUGUAGAGAGGCUCUGACUGGCCGCUGUUACUGGGAGGUAGAGAUCGAAGAAGUUGUUGUGAUCGGAGUGACAUACAGAGGAAUCGCAAGGAAAGGAAAGGGUGGUGACAGCGGGCUUGGAUGGAACAACAAGUCCUGGAUUCUUCGAUGGGAUAAAGAUGGUUAUACUGCCGUGUACAACGGUAUAGAGACAGUCCUCCCUCUCCCCCCCGCUGGCUCCACCAGAGUAGGAGUGUAUCUGGACCGGCCUGCUGGCUCUCUGUCCUUCUACAGAGUGUCCCCAGGUGGAGGAGGGUCCUCAGACACACUGACACACCUCCACACCUUCUGGUCCUCCUUCACCCAGGAGGACCUCCUCCCUGGGUUUGGGGUAUGGGAUUAUUAUAGCACAGUGUCUCUGUGACGGAUGUAGAAAGAGGAAAACACACUCACAUGGAUGGACGUGCUUGGGUGCAUUUUACACACGCGCACUCAUGCACACGCACACACACACACACAGAAUAUGCUCCUUCAGGGACUGAAGGAAGUGGCUUUUGCCUCCAUUCAUGCUAUUUUGUAAUGAUCUUUUGUUAUUAUGUUUUAUUUGAAGGGAUAAAUGCUAUUUUAUAUUUUGUUUGGUCCAUUAGAUGUCAUCUUAAAUGUAUUAUUUGUCCAUUCACGUUCAUCUGGCUCUGCUUUUUACAGCAAUAAAUCAUUUUGUCUGAAGUAACUCAGUUCUUGAGAAGUCUUUUCGCCAGAUCAUUUGAUCUGAUAACUACUAUUACUUAUAUUGAAGUUCAAAACUUUAAAUAAGUUCAUAACUUGUUCCAUAUUAAAGUCGACUGUUAUACAUAGGUUAUUGGCAGUGCUCAUUCUGUGUCAUUAU